GCAAAUGGCAGUAGAUGUCAUGUAUUGAAGAAUUACGUUAUUUAUUUUGUUCUAAAUAAAGAGAACACUUUGUAUAGUCUGUUGGUGUUAUAAAUUAAAAGACAAAUAAACUAUUUGCGCUAUGACUACGAAAGAGAAGUUGCCGAAGCUGGUGGACGUCUAUCGCCCCACGAACACACUUAGCAGGAGGCAAAUACCCCUUGUUGUGGAUGAAAAUUUAACGCUGGUUAUGGACGUUAAGGGAUCGGGAAUCAUUAGUGAUAACCAAGCAUUAAGGGGUAAAGAACUGGAAGAGUUUGCUUGCAAAUGGUUUAUCCUCUCAAAACAGGAAUUACAAAAUUCAUUACAGAUAAACAAGAAUGAGUUAAUGGAUGUUCUUAAUCAAAAUGUACCUUGUGUUGGAUGUCGUAGAAGUGUUGAGAGAUUGUAUAUUGAGUUGUUAAAGUAUGGCCAUCCAACAUUGGAUCCAUUAUUGGUGAAGUCAGAUGGUACAAUAACAAUUAAGGAAGAUAAGCAGGAUUAUCCAAUAUUGGGAGCAAUUUUCCAUGAUCAUUCAGCCCGCUUGGCAAAACUGAUUGAAAAUCAGCCAAAACGAAACAAAAAGAGCGUGAGAUGCCUGUUGCAUUCGUUAGAUUCGCAACGUAGUAGACCGCUUACUCCAGUAUGGAGAGACGUAUGGGACUGCAUGAAGAUAGACUGCAAAAAAGACGUGUGCAUUAUUGAAGCAUCCACCCUUCAUUCUACCUUGGAAACCUAUUUGCGGAAGCAUAGAUUUUGCGCCGAAUGCAGAACUAAAGUCUUGAAAGCUUAUACCUUGCUUGUGGAGGAACCGGAUCCAUCUAAGGAGAAAGGCUAUGUCUCGUCUCUAUAUGCAGAGAUUAAAAGGUGCUUGCCAGAUAAACACAUUCAUUUGCAACCGAAGACUGACUACAUUACUAAACUGAUUAGUCGUGCUGAGCCAGAGUUGUUGGGAAGUCGUAGAGAACGGCACGCGAAAACGUUGGAAAUAGCUCAAGAGGAAGUGCUCACCUGCCUCGGCAUCUGCAUGUACGAGCGCCUGCACCGCGUCUACAUGCGCAUGCGCGAGGAGGAGUGCACCUGCCAGGUGUUCGCCGCCGUCGCGGUGCACACGCUCAGCCGCAGCUUCGAGACGGCCGUGGAGCGCACGCGCGGCAUAUCGCAGCUGGAACUGCUGUACGAGGAGUUCGCGCGCGAGGAGCAGCAGAAGCAGAUCAGGAAGGAGCAGAAGAAGAUCAAGCGCAAGCGCAAAAAGGGCAACAAGCCCGACGGCGAGGAGAAGGAGAACUGCCACGACUGCGAUCCGGACGACUACGAGAAGGAGUGCAUGUGCGUCGAGCCAGGCAAAGAGGACGCUCUCGGCUGUUACGGCUGCGAACAGCUGUCGCCGAACAAGAACCCCCUCGCCCACAUGUGUAACAGCGACCUGGACAGCAACUACAACGAUUACACAAAAAGCGCCGGCAAGCAGGACAAACUGCGCUGCACGAACGAGUUGUGGAUAGACGAUUGCAAAUGCGAGAACGACAUAAAGGAGAACAAGAAGAACCUGUACGGUAAAUGCGACGGCUGCUCGGCGCACAAGGAGAGCGGCUCGACGAGCGACCACUCGCACGACUGCGGCUACUCGUCGGAGAACAACAACGGGUGCUGCGAGACCGGCUCGUUCAUGUCGAGCCUGUCCAGCUCGCCCGAAGGCUCGGAGCUCGCCUGCUCGGACGGCUGCUGCCAGCACGACACCGACUACAUCUCGCACUGCAGGAUAUCCUACGGCGGCAACGGGACGCAGCUCAGUCUGCAAGAAAUGUUGGAAGGCCAUAGCGAUGAAGACGACAGUGAUUGUUACAUAACGCCCGAGGAGGUGAGGGAGUUCAAAAGCAACAGUAGACAGGUUUAUGAACAACGUCAGGAGUUGAGGGAAACUUUGCAGAAAAGGUUCGCGCAAUUCUGCGUGAAUGGGCCGCUGCAGGUGCCUCGACUGCCCAUUCAGGCAAAGUUUGCCUCAAAUUGAAUGCACCCGCCCUUUUUGAACCACUCAUUUUUAUGUUUUUAUAAGUUUUAAAUUUGUAAGAUAACUUUUGAAAAUAUCCAAAAAUAAUUUAGUUUGAAAUAAACUUUUGAUUUCAUUUAAAUUCAU
Molecule: messenger RNA, 2155 nt
Organism: Brassicogethes aeneus
Lineage: Eukaryota; Metazoa; Arthropoda; Insecta; Coleoptera; Nitidulidae
Source: the annotation of a GenBank genome assembly